This is a messenger RNA of Penicillium bovifimosum, 210 nucleotides long. RefSeq names its product cold-shock protein. NCBI's taxonomy places the organism in Eukaryota, Fungi, Ascomycota, Eurotiomycetes, Eurotiales, Aspergillaceae. Gene Ontology annotation, molecular function: nucleic acid binding. The record is from RefSeq and is a predicted model, not a curated record. Bases 1 to 210 code for a protein of 69 amino acids. The transcript has a single exon.
AUGUCCGAGCGACAGCAGGGAGUUGUGAAAUUUUUCAUCAAUGAAAAGAGCUAUGGCUUUAUUACCUCUAAGGCGGGCGAAAAUCUAUUCGUACACUUCAAGGAGAUUCAAGAAAGCGGUUUCACAACUUUAAAGGAAGGCAUGGCAGUGACAUUCGUUGCAAGACGGGGACAAAACGGCAUGCACGCGACGGAUGUGCGGAUAGCGUGA